CCCCUAGUCAGUGGCUGCUCAGUUGCUGUUGGGCCUCGGAGGCGUUAACAUCGCUCUUUUCUGUCUGCGAAGCCAUGGCUGUCCGGGCCCCUGUACCGCGGGGCGACGCCAGUGCCGAGAGAUACCUGUUUGUCGACCGGAACCAGGUGGGCAACCCAGCAUCGCAGGCUGAUUGGACGGCCAAGCGGCUGGUGUGGGUCCCAUCGGAGCGUCACGGCUUCGAGGCGGCUGGGCUGCGCGAAGAGCGGGGAGAUGAGGUGCUGGUGGAGCUUGCCGAGAACGGGCGUCAGGUGCUGGUCGCCAAGGACGACAUCCAGAAGAUGAACCCCCCCAAAUUCACCAAGGUGGAGGACAUGGCAGAGCUGACCUGCCUCAAUGAGGCCUCCGUGCUGCACAACCUCAAAGACCGCUACUACUCAGGCCUCAUUUACACAUAUUCAGGGCUUUUUUGUGUGGUCAUCAACCCUUAUAAGAACUUGCCCAUCUACACGGAGCAGAUUGUGGAGAUGUACCGGGGCAAGAAACGCCACGAAAUGCCCCCCCACAUCUAUGCCAUCUCUGAGGCUGCCUACCGAAGCAUGCUGCAGGAUCGAGAGGAUCAGUCUAUCUUGUGCACGGGUGAGUCGGGUGCGGGCAAGACGGAGAACACGAAGAAAGUGAUCCAGUACUUGGCACACGUGGCAUCAUCACACAAAGCUCGGAAGGACCACAACGUGCCGCUGGAGUACGUGAACGAAGCCAAGCAACAGGGUGAACUGGAGCGCCAGCUACUACAAGCCAACCCUAUCUUGGAGGCCUUUGGCAAUGCGAAAACUGUUAAAAAUGACAACUCUUCACGAUUUGGUAAAUUUAUUCGGAUAAAUUUUGAUGUAGCUGGCUACAUUGUGGGAGCAAACAUAGAGACCUACCUGCUAGAGAAAUCACGAGCCAUUCGUCAGGCCAAGGACGAGCGAACCUUCCAUAUCUUCUACCAGCUCUUAGUGGGUGCUGGUGAGCACAUGAAGGGAGAGCUGCUGCUGGAGCCCUUUAAUCAGUACCGCUUCCUGUCCAACGGAUACCUGCCCAUUCCAGGACAGCAGGACAAGGAGAUCUUCCAUGAGACCAUGGAGUCGAUGCGCAUCAUGGGCUUUUCUCAUGAGGAGAUACAUUGUAUGCUGCGGAUGGUCUCAGCAGUGCUGCAGUUUGGGAACAUCGUUUUCCGUAAAGAGAGAAACACAGACCAGGCCUCCAUGCCCGAUAACACAGCGGCCCAGAAGCUCUGCCACCUCCUGAGCAUGAAUGUCACCGAGUUCACCCGCGCCAUCCUGACCCCACGUAUCAAGGUUGGCCGGGACUACGUGCAGAAGGCACAGACAAAGGAGCAGGCUGACUUUGCGGUCGAAGCCUUGGCCAAAGCCACCUAUGAGCGGCUCUUCCGCUGGCUGGUUCAUCGGAUCAACCGGGCCCUGGACCGUACCAAGCGCCAGGGGGCCUCCUUCAUUGGCAUUCUGGACAUUGCGGGUUUUGAAAUCUUUCAGCUGAAUUCCUUUGAGCAGCUCUGCAUCAACUACACCAAUGAAAAGCUUCAGCAGCUCUUCAACCACACCAUGUUUGUGCUGGAGCAGGAAGAAUACCAGCGAGAGGGCAUUGAAUGGAACUUCAUUGACUUCGGCCUGGACCUUCAGCCCUGCAUCGACCUCAUCGAGAGGCCAGCAAACCCCCCCGGGGUGCUGGCUCUUCUGGAUGAGGAAUGCUGGUUCCCCAAAGCCACUGAUAAGAGUUUUGUGGAGAAGGUCUCUCAAGAGCAGGGAACUCACCCCAAGUUCCAGAAGCCCCGGCAGCUGCGGGACAAAGCAGACUUCUGCAUCAUCCAUUACGCUGGCAAGGUCGACUACAAAGCAGACGAGUGGCUCAUGAAGAAUAUGGAUCCUCUGAAUGACAACGUGGCGACCCUUCUCCACCAGAGUGCGGACAAGUUCACAGCAGAACUGUGGAAAGAUGAGAUCCAGAAUAUACAGAAGGUCUAUUUCUUUGACAGCUAUGCUGUGGCACCUCAGGGUCCAGUCGAAAUGGACCGAAUUGUUGGUCUGGACCAAGUAAGUGGGAUGGGAGACCUUGCCUUUGGCUCCUCAUACAAGACGAAGAAGGGAAUGUUCCGGACAGUGGGGCAGCUGUAUAAGGAGUCUCUCUCCAAGCUCAUGUCAACCCUGCGCAACACCAACCCCAACUUUGUGCGCUGCAUCAUACCCAACCAUGAGAAGAGAGCUGGAAAACUGGAGCCACACCUGGUGUUGGACCAACUGCGCUGUAAUGGAGUCCUGGAGGGGAUUCGCAUUUGUCGCCAGGGAUUCCCCAACCGUAUCAUUUUCCAAGAAUUUCGGCAGAGGUACGAGAUCCUGACGCCAAAUGCCAUCCCCAAGGGCUUCAUGGAUGGGAAACAGGCCUGUGAACGCAUGAUCAAGGCCUUGGAGCUGGACCCCAACCUCUUCCGUAUCGGCCAGAGUAAGAUCUUCUUUCGUGCUGGUGUCUUGGCGCACCUAGAAGAGGAACGGGAUCUGAAGAUUACCGAUAUUAUAGUGUCCUUCCAGGCAGCUGCCAGGGGGUACCUGGCCCGCAAGGCUUUCAUGAAAAAGCAGCAGCAGAUGAGCGCCCUCAAAGUCAUGCAGCGCAACUGCGCCGCCUACCUCAAGUUGCGUCAUUGGCAGUGGUGGCGCCUCUUCACCAAGGUGAAACCCUUGUUGCAGGUGACCCGCCAGGAUGAGGUGAUGCAGGCAAAAGCCCUGGAGCUGCAAAAGGUGCAGGAGAAACACACAAAAACCCAAACAGACCUCAAAGAACUGGAGAACAAAUACCAGCAGCUGUCGGAGGAGAAGUCCAUCCUGGCCGAGCAGCUGCAAGCGGAGACAGAGCUGUUUGCCGAAGCGGAGGAGAUGCGGGCGCGGCUAGCGGCUAGGAAACAAGAACUGGAGGACAUCCUGCAUGAGCUGGAGUCGCGGGUGGAGGAGGAGGAAGAGCGAUGCCAGCAGCUGCAGGGGGACAAGAAGAAGAUGCAGCAGCACGUCCAGGACCUUGAAGAGCAGCUGGAGGAGGAGGAGGCCGCCCGGCAGAAGCUGCAGCUGGAGAAAGUGAGCACGGAAGCCAAGCUGAAGAAAAUGGAGGAAGACCUGCUGGUGCUUGAAGACCAAAACUCAAAGCUUCACAAAGAAAAGAAGCUGAUGGAUGAGCGUCUCUCAGAGUUCACCUCCCAUAUGGCAGAAGAGGAGGAGAAGGUGAAGAGCCUGUCGAAGCUACGCAACAAAUACGAAGCUGUCAUGGCCGAUAUGGAAGAUCGGCUGAAGAAAGAAGAAAAGGGGCGCCAGGAGCUGGAGAAGCUGAAGCGCAAGUUGGAUGGGGAGGCGGGUGACCUCCAGGAGCAGGUGGUGGAGCUGCAGCAACAACUGGAGGAGCUCCGCCAAGCGCUGGCGAGGAAGGAGGCUGAGCUGCAGGCAGCAUUGGCCAGAGUGGAGGAAGAAUCGGCCCAGAAGAACGCGGUGCUCAAGUCCCUGCGGGAGCUGCAGGCACAGCUAGCGGAACUGCAGGAGGACUUGGAGUCUGAGAAGGCAGCCCGUGCCAAGGCCGAGAAGCAGCGGCGGGACCUCGGCGAGGAGCUGGAGGCGCUGAAGACGGAACUGGAGGACACCCUGGACUCAACAGCCGCCCAGCAAGAGCUGCGGUCAAAGCGGGAACAGGAAGUGACUGAGUUAAAGAAGACCAUUGAGGAGGAAGUCAAGGUGCACGAGGCGCAGGUGCUGGAAAUGCGCCAGCGUCACACCAGUGCCCUGGAGGAGCUUUCGGAGCAGUUGGAGCAAUCACGCCGGUUCAAAUCUACCCUGGAAAAGACCAAGCAGGCCCUGGAGGGAGAGAAUGCGGAGAUGCAGAAGGAGGUGAAGCUCCUGCAAGGGGCCAAGCUGGAUUCCGAGCAGCGGCGCAAGAAGCUGGAGGGGCAAGUGCAGGAGCUGCAGCUCCGGGCGGCCGAGAGUGAAAGGGCCAAGGCGGAGCUCACGGAGAGGCUGGUGAAGCUGCAGAACGAGCUGGAUGGAGUCUCCGGUACGCUGGGAACCGCAGAGUCCAAGACGAUAAAGCUUGUCAAAGAUCUGGCCAGCGUAGAAUCCCACCUGCAAGAUACCCAGGAACUGCUCCAGGAAGAGACACGGCAGAAGCUGAACCUGAGCUCGCGGGUCCGGCAGCUGGAGGAGGAAAAGGGGGCUCUGCUGGAGCAGCUGGAGGAGGAGGAGGCCGCCAAGGCUAACUUCACCCGCCAGGUCCAGGGCUUGCAGCAGCAGGUGAUGGAGACCAAGAAGAAACUGGAUGAAGAUGCCGGAGUAGCCGAGUCUCUCGAGGAAGCCCGGCGCCGGGCAGCCAAGGAGCUGGAGGGGCUCUCCCAGCGCUACGAGGAGCGGAUCCAGGCCUGCGACAAGCUGGAGAAAGGGCGGACUCGGCUGCAGCAGGAGCUGGAUGAUGUCACCGUCGCCCUCGACCAGCAACGCCAGGUGGUCUCUGCGCUCGAGAAGAAACAGAAGAAAUUUGACCAGAUGUUGGCCGAGGAGAAGCUGAUCUCAGCCCGCUGUGCCGAGGAGAGGGACCGUGCCGAAGCCGAUGCCCGCGAGAAGGAGACCAAGGUGCUUUCGCUGAGCCGUGCCCUGGAAGAGGCGCAGGAAGCCCGGGAGGAGCUGGAGAGGCAGAACAAGCAGCUGCGAGCAGAGAUGGAUGACCUGGUCAGCUCCAAAGAUGACGUCGGCAAGAAUGUGCACGAGCUGGAGCGUUCCAAGAGGGCCCUGGAGCAGCAAGUGCAAGAGAUGCGGGCCCAGCUGGAGGAGCUGGAAGACGAGCUCCAGGCCACGGAGGACGGGAAGCUGCGCCUGGAGGUCAACAUGCAGGCUCUGAAGGCCCAGCACGAGAGGGAGCUGCAAAACCGCGACGAUGCCAACGAUGACAAGAAGAAGCUGCUCAGCAAGCAGGUGCGGGAGCUGGAGGCUGAACUGGACGCUGAGAGGAAGCAGCGGGCCCAAGCACUUGCGGCCCGGAAGAAGUUAGAGCUCGACCUGCAGGAGGCCCUGGCCCAGCUGGAUGCUGCCAACAAGGGACGAGAUGAGGCCGGAAAGCAGCUUCGCAAGUUGCAGGCCCAGAUGAAGGAGCUCUGGCGGGAAGUGGAGGAGGCCCGGGCGGCCCGCGAGGAGAUCUUCAUCCAGUCCCGUGAGAGCGAGAAGAAGCUGAAGAAUCUGGAGGCAGAGUUGUUGCAGCUGCAGGAGGACCUGGCAGCAUCGGAACGAGCCAAGAGACAAGCCCAGCAAGAGCGAGAUGACUUGGCAGAUGAGUUGGCCAAUGGGAACAGUGGCAAAUCAGCUCUCAUGGAUGAGAAACGUCACCUAGAGGCAAGAAUUGGGCAGCUAGAGGAGGAGCUGGAUGAGGAGCAAAGCAACAUGGAGCUCCUGAAUGACCGGUACCGGAAGCUCAGCAUGCAGGUGGAGACGCUCACCACAGAGUUGGCAGCCGAGCGCAGCUUUUCACAGAAGGCCGAGAACGCCCGGCAGCAGCUCGAACGCCAGAACAAAGACCUGAGGGCCAAGCUGGGGGAGAUGGACUCAUCUGUCAAGUCCAAAUACAAGAUGGCAAUCGCGACUCUGGAGUCCAAGGUGGCCCAGCUGGAGGAACAGUUGGAGCAGGAAUCCAGGGAGAGGAUCCUGUCAGGGAAACUUGUGCGACGGGCAGAAAAGAAACUCAAGGAGGUGUUCCUUCAGGUGGAUGAGGAGAGGAGGAAUGCAGAUCAGUUCAAGGAUCAGGUUGAGAAGGGCCACCUACGGCUGAAGCAGCUGAAGCGGCAGCUGGAGGAGGCGGAGGAGGAGGCCUCGCGGUCCAAUGCCAGCCGCCGCCGCCUGCAGCGGGAGCUUGAUGAUGUCACCGAGUCGGCUGAAUCCAUGAACCGGGAGCUCAACAGUCUGAGGAAUCGCCUCAGCAAGUUAGAACGCCGGCAGCGGAAGCGCACCCCUCUGAGCUUCACCACUCGAACCGUGCGGCAGGUUUUCCGCCUGGACGGUGUCUCGGAUGAAGAGACCGAGGACCCGGAGAGCGACUCCCCAUCUGCGAAUCACCAGCCCCCAACUCCCACUCAGGGGCAGCAGCCAGCACCCCCUGCUGAACCAGCCCAGACUGAAUGAGGAAGGGGUGUCAGACCCCAGGUGGGUGGGGGUGGAUCUCAUAGGAGGGGGAACAGCCCCAACCUUGUGUGCGCACUGUCUGACGUAUAUACAAAAACAGCCCCCCCCAUACCCACCCCCUGCUGGCAAUCCUGGCUCCUCUUUCAAGGGUCUCCCCACACUCUCUGAGUGAGAUCUUCUUGUAUCAGGCUGCACUUUAAUAUCAACUACCCCUGAGGGGUGGAAAUCGGGGAGGGGUGAAGGGAUGGGGUGGGGUCAGGAUUUUAACUAUAUCCCUUUUUAACAGAAAAAAAUCCAACUCAAAUAGCCAAUGCUAUUUCUCCUGCACCUUUCUUCUUCUUCUUCUUCUUCUUGUCCCUUUUUUCUCUUUUCAUCCUCCCCCUCCCCGCCAGCUCAAGUCUGAAUAUAAAAGACCUUCUGGGCCACUACCUAAAAAAGAAAACCGCAGACAGCAAGCAGUUAGCUGGACACAGACUGGGGUGGGAACAGGUGGCCUUAUCCAACCACGUAGUUGCCCCUGGGGUGAAGGUGCUGGCUUCUUCAGCGAUCCCCUGCUCUGGCACCAAGGUGCGUCCAGCUCUUGGUGGGGGCAACUGUUUUUCACAGAGAGGAUCCUUUGCCCAGCACCGAGAGGCAGCUGGAGCUGGGGUGCCUUUUGUUCCCUACGUACUUGAGUCACUCAGUUGCAUCUCGGAUCCUAAGGUCUCCUUGCCUGCUACCCCAGGGACUGGUGGGGCUCUCUGGUAUUCCUUCACAGGAAGGGCAUCUGGAAUCUUAUCUCGGGAAGGAAGCAGCUCCUUCCAACACACCUCGGCCUGCUGGAGUUAUCAGACCCUCCACUUGCCCAGACCUUGGGCAACUCAAGGAAUGAACUGGAAACUCCCUUCAUCUCAACCUGCCUUCUCCAGAUUUGGAUUUGAAAUGGUUUCCCACCAUCUCUGCAUAUCAUUGCCAGUGGCCAAGAGCACUUUGACCUCUCAUCUUUCUCUUCCACUGCUCCCCAAACCUCCUGCUGCUUGCUUGUUUGUUUUAAAAGUCAGGAUUUGCAAACCCUGUAGGGUCAGUAUCAAUGACAGGCCUGUUAAUCGGCCAUAUCUGGGCCUGUUAAUCUUGUCUGACUGCACACGUAAGGAAUUUUGCACAGUAUCUGACACAGAGUUUGAAUUCUGUGUUCACAUUCAGUUUUCUUUAAAAGAAAGGAAAAAAAUCCCCAAGUUUCUUGUCCUCAUGAGCUGUGGAUGUACAUUUGAAAACAUCUGGUGUUUGUGGAAGGCCUUGGUUUCUGUCGCCUUUGUAGCUCCUUGUCCCUCCCUCUGUGGCCUUCUGCUUUUGCAUCUGGUGCUCCUCCUGCCGCCAUAUGGCUCUUUACCAAAAUAAAAAUGCAAGCUCUGACAACACUCAAAACGUUUGGCUUAGAGUAAAGCAUGAAAUUAAGCAAGUGAAUGCAGAAUUAGCAUAUCUGCAGAAAUCUUAUUUAUUUAACCACAGGAUUUCAAUUCCUCAGUGCAGAGCUUUGCCGUGGGGUGGUGAGCACUCUCUCUAGAGUUCUGAGCGUCUGUUCUUCUCCUUGAGCCCUGGGGCCCAGUUUGGGCUGAGGUGGAAUGUGGGGUCAGGGGCGGGUGUUCUUAUCCCCAAACCCAACUGGGUCACCCAGAGAGUUCACUGGGUCGCUUCAGAGAGUCUUUGAGGAGAGGGCCACAGUCCGAGGGCCUGGCCUGUUGCUCUGUGCACUUGUCACGGGAUGUGAACAUGAGUAACCACCUUCAUCUGUCCUUCCCAGGAACAACUUGGCUUCUCUGGAGACUUAAGCCCUGUUCAGACAUUAUGGGGUGCAGAUGUACAGAUGUCUGUACACUUGUGCAUGUGCUUGGGAAUGAUUGUGUCUGCUUUUGUUUUUAAAAGUAAACCUGGGUACAAGCCCUUCAAACGCAUGGUACAAACAGGAAGUGUAUUGUGCCUUUGUUCAACAGAACAUGUGGACAGGGUUGAUUUGAUUUAAAUCACGAUUUAAAUUGCUUCACAGAAGGACUCAGUUUUAAUGAUUUAAAUCACUAUUUAAAUUACUAGACAGGAAGAUUCUAUUUAAUCACUAUUUUCUAUAGAAGUCGAUUCUUGUUGUCUAAUAUAAUCUUAAUACCUGUCUAGAGAGAGAUGUAGGUUUCAUUUUUAGAAGGUAGGUUCACACUUCUCAUAAUGCUGUUUCGUUCGGGCAGUGAGGCUUUGCACUUCGUUGUUGCACUGUUUGCAUUUUGCACACAUGCCUCUCUUAUCCACAAGUACAAGAACUUCAUUAACAUAUUCCCAAGUGGGGUUUCUUUCAUGGCCUGCUGCUAUGGUCGGCGUUCCCCUUCUACAAUGGAGGAUUCCCCCGGAAAGAGUUUCCUCAGGCCUGUUCUGUUCACUUUUGGCUUCACUUUCUAUUUCCCUUCCCAAUCCCCAUCCCCUGCAUUUAUAUCCACACUCUUCUUCCUUGCUCAGAUCUGCCCAAAUCCUCUCUAUUCAUUCAUUGACCUUCUUUGUCAUUGCACUUGGGGGGGGGGGUACCCCACCUGCAGAAUGGGGCUGGUAAGGUCUGUUAUCUCUCAUCCCUAUAUACUGCUGUUAACAUGGUCAUUGAAUAUAACUAUGAUUAAUAUUCAUGAUGAUAUCCUUGACUAAGUUCCUUAGGAUUUUUUAAAAAGCCCAAUUUAAACAAAACUGCUUUUUUUCUUUUUUAAAUCCAUUUUUAUCAACCCUGUGUGUGAAUAACUGUACCUGUGCACACUGGACGCUCGUACGAGUGUUCAGCAUAAUGUCUGAAUAGGGCUUUAAUGCUGCUUCACACCUGUUUCCUAGAUGCAGAUAUUGAGCACAUGGAGGGCGGGGGUGGGGGGAGACAUAUGCAUAUUGUCAAUUGUUCAAGCAUCUCUUACCACAGUUGCCCAUAAGUGGGAGCUGCUGCUGCUUACAUCUAGGAAAAAUACAUUGUGUGAAACAGCCCUUACCACUAGAUGAAUCAGAAGCAAGCUGGAGAGCCCCUAAUUAUCCAGGGGCUCAUUUCCUUUUCCCCUUCACUUUGGCUUCUGAUUUAAUUCCUUGAUGAUGCUACACUUGGUUUGGAGCAAAUUAUACAUCCCCCUCCUUUCUUUGGGGGGAGACUAGGGCAGUGAAAUAGCUUUAGCUGUUUGACAACUUGCAGUGUGAUCCUAUGCGUGUUUACUCAGAAGUAAGUCCUACUAUGUUCAAGGGGCCUUACUCCCAGGUAAGCAUGCAUCUACUUGAAGCCAUAGUGCUCUAGUGUUCAAAGUGCUUUACAUAUAUUAUCUCAGUAUAAACUUGGGCUCUAAGCUAUUGUGUACUUUUCAAAAGCAGAGUUUCAGCAGCUGAUGGGUAGUAAGGCAAAAAGGUCUAGCCUAGGGCCCUCAUUUAGGAGUUCAAACUGUAGGGUUUGCAAAUCCUAGCUUUGACACAUACUAAAGCAUCCAGAUUUAUGCUCUCUUUUUGGCUCCAGGAACUGGAUUGGGGGGUGGGCCUGCCUUCUAUUAUAUAUAUUUUAUUGCAUGGUAGUUUCUUGUCUUAAUUUGUUUUAAUUCUAUUUUAUUAUUAUUAUUAUUUGUUUCUAACAAAGUAUUUUAUUCUGAGCAAUUUUUUUCCUCAAACCCAGGGGGUUUGCUUUUUUUUUUUUUAAUUUUAAAUCUUGUCUUUUCCCCCUUCUUGCUGACUUGGAUCUGUUUGGAGUUUCUUAUCCUGAUGUAAAGGGCCAUAGCAAUUAUCCUGCUCCUUUUUGUUAAAAAAAGAAAAGAAAAAAAGAGAAUACUUUUUCAGAAAAAGUAUGUCUUCUAUUAAAAGCUCAUCUCUGAUUACAAGA
Molecule: messenger RNA, 10020 nt
Organism: Hemicordylus capensis (graceful crag lizard)
Lineage: Eukaryota; Metazoa; Chordata; Lepidosauria; Squamata; Cordylidae
Product: myosin-10-like
Exons: 44
Coding region: 75-6173 (2032 amino acids)
Cellular component (GO): myosin complex
Molecular function (GO): ATP binding; cytoskeletal motor activity; actin filament binding
Source: RefSeq, a predicted model, not a curated record